Molecule: messenger RNA, 490 nt
Organism: Lolium perenne
Lineage: Eukaryota; Viridiplantae; Streptophyta; Magnoliopsida; Poales; Poaceae
Source: RefSeq, a predicted model, not a curated record
CCUCCUUCAUCGUGCAUUCCCCCUCGCUGGUGUACAACACCAGAAACCAAGCAAAGCCAGGCGAAGUUCCCCGGGGAAAUCCAUGGCCAAGUUCUCCUUCGCCGACGCUGCCGACGAAGACCAUUCUCACGCCCCCGCGCCCGCCCCAGCCCCAGCCGCAGACACCACCGACGCCGGGGGCGUCGACAGGAGGAAGCGUGACGGCGACGGCGCGGUCGGUGGAGGACCACACUCCAAGGCCCGGAAAUUGGAUGGCGUGGGCGGGGAGCGGGCAGUGGCGGGGGACGGCGGGUGCGGUCGGGAGGUGCGGAGAGUCGGCGGGGACGGCGACGCGGGGAUCAGCAUGCGGAUCGACCCGGACUUGCUCGACUGCUCCAUCUGCUUCGAGGCCCUCUGCCCUCCGCUGUACCAGGUUUGCUUAAUUUGCUCAGCUGUGCCAAUUGAAUUGGAAUCAAGAAUUGUACCCUCUGCUUCAUCUUGAGCUAAUUGA